CCUAAUCAAGUCAUCUCCUUCUAACCUACACGGAGGAGGGCACACGAUGACGGCGCCCGCCUGAUUCUGUUAAUGCACGGUUAAGUGUUUGACGUGGGUUUUACGGGAUCGUCGCGGGUGUCGUCCGUUGGGUUGCGCCGAUGGCGAACGCCGUCGGGGCUGUGGUUUCCAACGGCCGCGAGAGUGGCGAGGGCGGCGGAGGACCGGGAGGGGGGCGCUCGCCGCGGUGGACCAGGCAGGAGAUACUGGUGCUGAUCAAGGGGAAGCGCGCGGUGGAGAGCCGCGGAAGGGUGCGCGGGCGGGGCGGCGGUGGCGUAGGGGGUGGCGGGGAGGUGGGAACGGUGGAGCCUAAGUGGGCAUCGGUCUCGUCCUACUGCCGGCGGCACGGCGUGAAUCGAGGUGCGGUGCAGUGCCGGAAGCGGUGGAGCAACCUCGCCGGCGACUUCAAGAAGAUAAAGGUGUGGGAGGCGAGCGGAAAAGAGUCGUUUUGGACGAUGAGGAAUGAUCUGCGGAGGGAGAGGAAGCUGCCGGGGUUUUUCCACCGGGAGGUGUACGACAUCCUCGACGGGGCGGACUUGCCGGAAUCGGAAGCGGAGGUUGAGCCGGCUGCGGAAGAGGACGACGGUAAGAAAGGGGACGGACUGACACCGCCACUCGACAGCAGGCCGACAGAGACCGAGGAUGGAUCCUUCUCGGAGGAGGAGAAGGAGGCAGAGGAAGAGGAGGAAGAUGAUCCAUCGCCGCCACCGCAGCCUGUAGCAGCUGUGCCAAUCUCCGAGAAGAACUGCGAAUCAUCUGGACAAGAGAGAACUGACUCUGAUGAAGCUAUGGCAACGGACAAACAGCAUGCUCAGAACCCUGAGAAGGGCUCCCCGUCACAUGAUGGCCAUAAGCGGAGACGAAUAUCACCAGAAGGAGAUGAAGACGAUGAUCUGCAGACUAGACUGAUCAAAAUUUUAGACCAGAACAGUAGAAUGCUGACGGCACAACUAGAAGUUCAAAAUCUCAAUUUCCAAUUGGAUCGAGACGAGAGGAAAGAUCAAACAAAUGGUCUGCUCAUCGUCUUCGACAAACUAGCUGAUGCUCUUGGCAAAAUAGCUGAUAAGUUAUAACUAUGAAUUAGAUACUGGCAUGUAAAAUUUUCAACUUUUUUCUAGAGUGAUAAGUUUUUCAAGUAGCAGGAAUAGGAUGUUUUAGAGUGAUAAGUUUUUGGCUCAAUCAUAUGCAUUCUUAAUGCUGUUGUUCCUUUGUAGAUCUAUAGCCAUUGUCAAU
Zingiber officinale is the source of this 1272-nucleotide messenger RNA. RefSeq names its product trihelix transcription factor ASR3-like. The transcript has 3 exons. NCBI's taxonomy places the organism in Eukaryota, Viridiplantae, Streptophyta, Magnoliopsida, Zingiberales, Zingiberaceae. The record is from RefSeq and is a predicted model, not a curated record. The coding region runs from base 141 to 1112 and encodes 323 amino acids.